AUGCUGAACCAAAGGGAUCGCUUUUAUGCACCACAUGCUGUAGUCUAUCCGGGCGGCCCCAGUCUCUGGCAUGUCAUUGACUGGGACCAGCGACGGCUAGUUGUUGUCAAGAUGGAUCAAGAACAAGACGAGCCUGACAUUGCCUUUGACGCUCUUCUCAAGCACAUUGAUAAUUUGCCUCCUGAUGUCUACCGCAUCCAUCUCUCGCCUUCCGCGGACAUUCUGUCCACGUCCAACGAUCCCAAGGACGAUGAAACCUUGUGUGUCUUUCGCCCGCCAGUCAGUGCAGCGCAAUUGCCUGAUGGUACUGCCACCACAUCUCGAGCAGAACUUGACGAAGUGGCGAGACUCGGUCCCAAUGUUGACCUGGUAGUGUACUCAAAUUCGACCCAGCUGGAUGACAAGUUUGUCUUCAAGUACUUCUUCCUCUUUGAGCACCUAGGCUUCAAUUGGCAUGAGAUGAGCCUCUGGUGUCGCCUCAAGCAUCCCAAUAUUGUCCCCUUUGACAGAGUGGUUGUUGACGAGCUUGAGGGACGUAUUGUCGGCUUCACAUCCAAAUACAUACCUGGUGGCACACUCGAGGAGAAUCCGGAUCGUGUUUUUAAGCUGAAGUGGCUUCAUCAGCUUAUCCAUGUCGUUGACGACCUCAACCUAAGACUCGGCCUUGCUCAUCAAGACGUUGCACCCAGGAACGUCGUCAUCGAUGAGCCAACUGACACGCUGCUUUUAUUCGAUUUCGAUUUCUCCGCCCGCAUAGGAAAGACGGGGUACUCGGAGCCUCGAAAUGACAUCAAAGGCGUCGUCUUUACCAUGUAUGAGGUCAUCACCCGCGAUAAAGCUCGCCGUGAGAAGCGGCACGAGGAUCAAGAUGUAUCAGCGGUUGACCAGAUGGACUGGUCCAAGCAUCCAGAUGCCAGGCUGGACUCCCCCGUUCAUGACUUCCGCAAGGUCCUCGACGACUGGCGUGAACGGAGGCGAAAGGGGAAGCAAAUUUCGGUCAACACAGACGCUCCAAACGCGCUUGACUGGCCGCCGCUUCCCGACCCGGAACCUACCACAGAUCAGGGUGCGGAAGUUGAAACAGUUUCGGAGUUACGAGAGCCAGACGGUUGGGAUCCGGAGUCCCAGAAGCAAUAUGAUUGGAAGAGAACCGAGUUGCUGCAAGAGGGCAAGGUGGUCCUGAAUUGGCAAAGGCCACCACAGAAAUGGCCAGAAAUCGAUGACACCAGUAAAUAA
This is a messenger RNA of Cordyceps fumosorosea ARSEF 2679, 1236 nucleotides long. Its product is annotated as Protein kinase-like domain protein. Gene Ontology annotation, molecular function: ATP binding; protein kinase activity. The record is from RefSeq and is a predicted model, not a curated record. The transcript is spliced from 2 exons. Gene Ontology annotation, biological process: protein phosphorylation. NCBI's taxonomy places the organism in Eukaryota, Fungi, Ascomycota, Sordariomycetes, Hypocreales, Cordycipitaceae. Bases 1 to 1236 code for a protein of 411 amino acids.